Gilbertella persicaria is the source of this 998-nucleotide messenger RNA. Its product is annotated as fatty acid hydroxylase superfamily-domain-containing protein. The record is from RefSeq and is a predicted model, not a curated record. The transcript has 3 exons. Lineage: Eukaryota; Fungi; Mucoromycota; Mucoromycetes; Mucorales; Choanephoraceae. Bases 32 to 904 code for a protein of 290 amino acids. Gene Ontology annotation, molecular function: iron ion binding; oxidoreductase activity. Gene Ontology annotation, biological process: lipid biosynthetic process.
UAUAUAUAUAUAUAUAUAUUAUUGUUAGACGAUGAAAAACCACUUAAACAUCAACUUGGCAUCCUUACAAGAUCCUUGGUCAGAUGAGAUGCUUGCUUUAUGGUUACCUAUUGCAGCCUAUUGGGUCUAUUCGACAUUCUGGUUGAUUGUCAUGAAGGCACAACUACCUUAUUUCGAACAAUACCGUAUUCAUACCAUGGGAGAUAUGGAGAAACGAAACAAAGUCAGUGUGUCUCGAGUACUCAGUAUGGUGACACUGCAACACCUUAUACAAGCUGUCUUGGGUUUCUUGGUCUUGAAACCAGUGGACCCCAUCAGUUAUGGUCUAGCACAAGAAAGACAGUUGCAUUGGUGGACUGGGUUGUUUAUGACAAGUGUUGAUCGAGUGCAUUCUAUUCAACUGGCCCGAGUAAUAUGUUGGGUACUUGUGCCUCUAUUCCAAUUUGUCAUGGCCAUGGUUAUUAUGGAUGCCCAUCAGUACUUUUUGCAUCGUUUAUUUCAUAUCAACAAAUUCCUUUAUAAGCAUAUUCAUUCUCAUCAUCAUCGUCUGUAUGUACCUUAUGCCUUUGGUGCCUUAUACAAUCAUCCCUUGGAAGGUUUUUUAUUGGAUACGUGUGGUGCAGCCAUUGCUGUUGAAUUGACUCGAUUAUCACCCAAGAUGACUUGGAUCUUUUUUACUUUCUCUACGCUGAAGACAGUGGAUGAUCAUUGUGGAUAUGCACUUCCUUGGGACCCACUGCAGUUUUUGUUUGGUAACAAUGUACAAUACCAUGAUAUUCAUCAUCAAUCCUUUGGCAUCAAAACUAACUUUUCACAACCCUUUUUCACUUUUUGGGAUAAAUUAUUAGGGACUGAAAUGUCCUUGAAAGAAGCAGAAAAGAGAAACAAACAACGCAAUGCAUAAUACAUCUAUUCAUCUAUAUACACACACACACACACACACACUUAUUACAUUACCAUUAUAAUAAUAAAGUUUUUCUUUUAUAUAUAUACUUUAA